Hyaloscypha bicolor E is the source of this 1215-nucleotide messenger RNA. Its product is annotated as methionine aminopeptidase. NCBI's taxonomy places the organism in Eukaryota, Fungi, Ascomycota, Leotiomycetes, Helotiales, Hyaloscyphaceae. Gene Ontology annotation, biological process: proteolysis. The transcript is spliced from 4 exons. The record is from RefSeq and is a predicted model, not a curated record. Bases 1 to 1215 code for a protein of 404 amino acids. Gene Ontology annotation, molecular function: metalloaminopeptidase activity.
AUGGCUGCCGAAGCUGCUGCGAAGCGCAAGUGCAGCGGCGCAGACUGCGACAACGAUGCAGGUUCUCUCCAAUGUCCCACCUGCCUAAAGCUGGGCAUAAAAGAUAGCUUCUUCUGUUCGCAGGACUGUUUCAAGAGGAAUUGGGGCACACACAAAGCUCUUCAUAAAUCACAGAGUAAUUUCCUCAGUAACCUCUUCCCCCCAAAUGCGGUCUCUAAACCAGAUCCAGACACCGGGCUCUACGACCCUUUCCCUACCUUCCCCUACACCGGCUCCUUGCGACCCGUCUACCCUCUUUCAGAACGUCGAGAGGUACCGAAAACCAUAACGCACCCCGACUAUUGGAAAGAUGGGAUCCCACACAGCGAGCGGACGUUCGGCGGGAGGAAUAAGAUUGAUAUUUUGGACAAGGCGGGGCAAGAUGCAAUGAGAAAGGUUUGUCGACUGGCAAGAGAAGUGCUGGAUAUUGCGGCGGCCGCUGUCAGACCUGGAGUCACCACCGACUAUAUUGAUGAGGUUGUACACAAGGCUUGCUUAGAGAGAGAUUCUUACCCAUCACCUCUGAACUACGGCCACUUCCCCAAAUCAGUCUGCACAUCUCCGAACGAAGUUAUCUGCCACGGCAUACCGGACAAACGAGUUCUCCUGGAUGGUGAUAUCCUCAAUAUCGAUGUGACGCUAUACCAUGGCGGAUACCAUGGUGAUCUGAACGAGACAUACUAUGUUGGCGAGAAGGCAAAGGCGGAUCCGGACUCGGUACGAGUUGUGGAAGCUGCCCGAGAAUCUCUAGCCGCGGCCAUCACACUCGUGAAGCCAGGUGCACUUUUCAGAGAUUACGGAAACGCCAUAGAAAAAGUCGCCAAGUCGAAAAACUGCAGUGUCAUCAAGACAUAUUGUGGGCAUGGUAUCAAUACCUUGUUCCAUUGCUCACCAAACAUUCCGCAUUAUGCCAAAAACAAGGCUGUCGGAGCUGCGAAGGAGGGGAUGUGCUUCACGAUUGAACCUAUGAUUGCUCUAGGCACUCAUAGGGACAAGACAUGGCCGGACGACUGGACCAGUGUUACUCAGGAUGGCAAGAGGACAGCGCAAUUCGAACAUACUCUCCUAGUGACAGCUGAUGGGGUGGAGAUCUUGACUGCGAGGUUCCCGGAUUCUCCUGGCGGACCCAUUCCCAUGCCGAUCGUUGAGACGAACGGAGAAACAAUAGUCGCGUGA